GCGUCUGUGAUCGAGAGUAGCAAAACGCGUUCGGGCGCGCAGCGCGCGUUUUGUUAAAACUUCGCGAUGUUUCCACGGCAGAGACGCGUGCGGAAAAGUGACCAUGGAAAUCUUCAGAGGAAGAUUCUUGGCGACAUUGAGAACACCAUAUCCAACGAGGCAAGUAUUCCUGCAAAGAGAAGGACCAGCAGCAGACAUCAGAUGCAGGGAAAACCAGCGGCGGCGGCCACCCUGUCUGUGCAACCAGCUCCAGGGAUGCCGGAACUGGGAAUGAGCCCCAUCAAGAGACGGUCCUCGGGUCGGUCUGGGAGAAGGCCCAGCAGUGCUGCCUCGGCACAUGUUGUCACGUCGACGCCCGGCCACAUGCCGUCCCAGCCAGUGCUUCCAGUGACACGGCCAGAAGAGCCAGCACCUGACGACGGUUCAUUUGAUCUAGGUUGCAGUGCUGAUGCAUGCUCACACCUGUUUGACACGACCAUGGCAUCGAGCCGGGAGUCGCGCACAAGCUCUUCACCACCACGAAGCCGCCGGGGUAUGCGACAUGUUGACAGCCCCGAGCUGUCAGUCCAGAAAGUCAGGCGAACGUACUCCCGCGGGGAAAGGCCUGCAAGGAUUGCCGUCAGGCUGUUUGAAGACCCGGACGUCUCCGAUCGCACAGAAGAAGACCAAGAGAACUUCUUUGAGCUGCUCGAAGAGCCACCGGUCAAGAAGACCAGGGCACCCAAGCCUAAGGCUCAGAAAGAGAAUAAUGAGUUCGAGGAGUGGGCAGACAAGAUGGCGGCGGAGUUCGAGGAAAUCGAAAAGUUCCAGUUGUGUUUCAACUAAUACUCGCCACUGUCACAGCUGCACCCGGUUCAUUGGGUUGUUUGCGCGAGAUGUGUGGAAGGGAGGAAGCGAGGUACUGGGCAACACAGGUGCAAACUUUCAACCGGCAUUUUCAUCGAAAUUCGCGGCCAUUUUCGAGCACUUUCUGCUGCGAAAAGCAAGAAAUGGGACAAAGACAGAAAAUUUAACGAAGGCAUACUUAUUUCAUUAUCACUGCCUUUUCCCGCAAACGAACUCCACGAAGUGUACUACGCAGAGGCUCAUCAUUAUUUUUCUGUCGCUGAAGUUGACAGCUGACCAGAGAAGGCAUCUGGGGUAGUUCUGUUAUUUAUUUUAUUUACUUAUUUAAUGGUACCUUAUAGACCUCGGAUUAGUCGUUCUGCAAGGAGGCAGUACAAACACCGAUUUUUGCUACCUGAUAUGCAUAAACAGCAGUAUAAUCUAGAGUGAAUAAUUGUAAGUGCAGCCCUAAAAUUAAUUAGUUAAAUUAGCAUUAGUAAAAACAAGAACACAAAAGGCACAAUUUUUAAUAAGUGAUUAUUCACACAAGGUAUUUUCUGCAAACUUGUGUAGUUUAGCUAUUAUGAAAUGUUAUGCACUGUUACAGUUUACAUGAGGAAAAUAAAAAAAAAAAAGGCUAUUGAUACAACGGUGCUAUGAGUUAGCAGUGUAGGAAUAAAAACAUUACAAUAAAACAGAGAGCACACUGUGAUGAUGGCAAUAAGUUACACGGCAAAACGUCUUGGUUGAGUGCUCGUUUCUCUUAAGAAAAUGCAAGUGUCCAGCAACAUUAGUCAGCGCCUGUAAUGCUGACAUACCCUACCGAAGUAUGCCGCGUGCGCUAAGGAUAGUUCAGGCUCUUGGAAUCUAUUAUUCGUGUGUUCCAUCAUUCUGGGCAACACGACUUGCCAUAGCCCUUGCCGGUUGGCUGCCAGUGUUGUCAGAACAAAACAAUGCGUAGUUGCAUCUUUGUAGCACAUGUCGCCAAACUGACUGAUGGGAACAUGCAGGUGCGCGGCAUAUUUUUGGUCAAGAGGUUUUGUCGUUAUGUCGCGUCAUCCAUACAAGAAACAAUGUAGACAAAAUUGGCCUUGGAUUAAAUCUGCUCAGACAAGCGGUAAACGAAGGCUUGUAUUAUUGGUGAUGCGAGACCAGGGAAGGUGAAGAAAAUGUUUUAAGUGUUUGUAACAUUCUCUGGCCUGUUAACACGCAACCAAAAGUGAGAACUGAUAAUAAACUCUUAAGAAAAAGUUGCAGUUAUUAAAUCGGUGGCACUUUUUACCGUUCCAUUUCAAAAUGGACGCUAAUUAAGUGCAUUCGUUUGUCUAAACUGAUGACCCAUUUAAUGAACAUAUCAAUGUUGAAACUUUUAUGAACAUUCACUGGUCUGUUAACAUGAACCGAAGGUGAGGGCUGAUAAUAAACUUGGAAGAGAAGUAGCUAUAAUCUCAUUGGUGGCAUUUAUUACUGCUCUGUUUGAAAAGGUAUGCUAAUUAAGUAUGUUCAUUUGUGCGUACAAAUCCAUAUGCCUUUGAUUGGAACUACCAGCUGAAAGUUUGCACUUGUUAUGACAGUGCCCUACUUUAUUGUGAGAGUUCCUCCUGCAACACGCAGGAAUUCAUGAGAAAGUGUUCAAUGACAGAGGCAGGUACAUAACACAUUAAUUUUAAUUGCACUCAGCACUGUCACAUAAAUGUACACCAAAUGCAUGUAUUUUUUUUUUGUCAAUUGGUCACACAAGAUAUAACUGUUUUUGUGCGAAUUGCAAUGUGGCCACAAACUGUAGUAUUUAUUACUUCAUUUACGUGUAUUAAGGCAAUAUUUUGUGUUUUUAUUGCUCGUGUAGAAUGAAAGUCCCACAACUAUGGGUCUUCCUGCAUUUACAGUUUUUUUUUUCAAUUGUACAUACAUUAGAGGGAAUAAUUUAUAUUUUUUAUAUAACUGAUGCAGAGUCAGUCUGUGUUGUCUCUUGUGCCGGACAUUGAUGCAGAUGAGUCAUUAGAAAAAAUGUAUAUCGCACGCGGCAAGUACGCCGCUCGUUGUAUUGUGUGUGUUCGUUGUCCGAAUGGGAAGUAAUAAAACGUUUUGACCAUGUGCUACUACUACUAA
Rhipicephalus microplus (southern cattle tick) is the source of this 2934-nucleotide messenger RNA. RefSeq lists its product as uncharacterized. Lineage: Eukaryota; Metazoa; Arthropoda; Arachnida; Ixodida; Ixodidae. The record is from RefSeq and is a predicted model, not a curated record.